AUGCAGCGUGCGAUGAACAGCGGAGCUCAGACCUUCUUGGUGCACCUGUACGAGGUGGCAGCUUCCGAGAAAAUCGCGGACAUCGACACCCUCUGCGCGGCAGUCCCCGAGGAAUUGGCGGGCAUCAUUCGGAAGUAUCCCGAAAUUUUCGCGGAUGACCUCCCGGAUGGCUUGCCCCCCCAACGACCUGAGGAUCAUCGGAUCCAGCUGGAGCCAGGAGCGCAACCUACUGUUCGGACACAGUGGCGGCUCAGCCAACCAGAGCUCGCCGAGUUGCGGGCCCAGCUGGAUUACCUGCUCGCCAAGGGAUUCAUCCGGCCAAGCACGUCGCCGUAUGCAGCGCCGAUACUGUUCACGCCGAAGAAGGACGGGGGCCUACGCAUGUGCAUUGAUUAUCGGGCGCUGAAUCGGGUCACGAUAAAAUCGCGUUACCCGAUCCCGCGAACCGACGAUCUGCUGGAUCAACUUCGCGGAGCUCGGUAUUUUUCGAAAAUCGACCUGCGAGGAGGCUACCACCAAAUUCGCGUGUUCGCCGACGACUGCCCGAAGACAGCAUUCCGCACACGUUACGGCAGUUACGAGUUCACAGUGAUGCCGUUCGGUCUGACAAACGCGCCCUCGACGUUCCAGCUCACCAUGAACGGGAUUUUUCGGGACAUGCUGGACAAGAAAGUCAUCGUGUAUCUGGACGACAUCCUGGUGUACAGCGCAACAAAAGAGGACCAUCUGCGGGAUUUAGAGGAGGUGUUCCGGCGUUUACAGGGGCAUCGGCUGAUUACGAAGGGGUCUAAGUGCGAAUUUCUGAAGCCGGAAUUGGAGUUUUUGGGGCACGUGGUUUCCGGCGACGGGAUAAAAAUUGACCCGCGUAAGGUCGAUGCCAUCGUUAAGCGGACACCGCCUACUAAUAUCCCUGAGUUGCAAAGCUUUUUGGGGUUUGUUAACUACGUUCGUCGUUUUGUACCUAAUAUGGCAGGGAUAACCAGGCCACUGACCGACCUGCUGCAUCACGACAGUGAUUUUCGGUGGGGGGAGAGGGAGCAGUCCGCCUUCGACGCCCUCAAAAACAUUUUGAAGUCACCCCCGGUUCUCCGCCUCGCCGACCCAUCUCGACCGUUCGAAGUCGUCACGGACGCCAGCGAUUUCGCCGUCGGCGCCGUCCUGCUACAGGACUUCGGCCAAGGGCUGCAACCCAUCGCCUACGAAUCACGCAAGAUGCAGCCACCCGAGCGCAACUACCCAGUCCACGACAAGGAGAUGCUGGCCAUCGUCCAUGCAUUCCGCGUCUGGCGCUGCUACCUUACGGGGGCCGACGUGACCAUUCGGACCGACCACAAAUCGCUACAGUACAUGCGCACGCAACCGACACUCAACCCGCGACAAAUCCGGUGGUUGGACUUCCUCGAGUCCAAUUUUCGGUACACCAUCACGUACAAAAAAGGCGCCAACAACAUCGCCGACGCCCUCACCAGACCAUCAAUGCAAAACGCGGCGAUACUAAUCGCCCACACCAACCCGAUGCUGACGGGACUAUUCACCCACGGCUACAAGAUCGACAGGUUUUUCCGAAACCCGCAACAACAGGCUGCUACACCGCACGGCAAGUACUACCUAAAAGCCGGUACGAACCGGAUUUGGGUACCAGCAUACCAGCCUUUACGGGAGCUGCUGACGCAGGAGGUUCACGACUCCAACCUUUCCGGACAUUUCAGCAUCGACAAAACACUGAAGCUGCUGCAGCGGAAUUAUUACUGGCCGGACAUGCUCACCGAUGUGCAGCGCUACGUGUCAACUUGCCCGACCUGCCAAGCAAUGAAGUCGUCGCGACAAAGGCCAGCCGGACUACUGCAACCCCUGGCGCCACCCGAGCGACCGUGGCAACAAGUGACGAUGGAUUUCGUCACGGGGCUUCCAGCUGGCGUGAGUGGUAACGACUCGGUCAUGGUCGUCGUUGAUCGCCUCACGAAAAUGGCGCAUUUCGCACCAUGCCGAACGACAAUCACAGCCGAAGAUACAGCAAAGCUCUUCAUCUCCACCGUCGUACGCCUACACGGGUUACCUUCGGCGAUCAUCAGCGAUCGAGAUCCGAAAUUUACGUCGAAGUUCUGGCAGGAGACGUGGGCACACCUACUGCGGCACUAUGCGCCGCCGCAGUCGCCAGCUGUUGCCCAGCCCCCCAUCGCACCGACCGAUCGCCCCGUGGCCGAGCCCACGCUGGAACCUUGGAAGAUUCUCAACCAUCGCGUGGAUGUCACUGCUGCCGGCCGCACAGUAAAAAUCCUGCUUCGUUGGAAGGAGCGCACGAGCGAGGACGACACGUACGUCGCCGCGGAUUCGCUAUUGGGACAUCCGGUUUUGGAUGCUUAUUUAGCCCGCCGUGGUGUCUCGGAUAUUCACCACCUUUCUUAA
Closterium sp. Yama58-4 is the source of this 2406-nucleotide messenger RNA. The record is from the annotation of a GenBank genome assembly. NCBI's taxonomy places the organism in Eukaryota, Viridiplantae, Streptophyta, Zygnematophyceae, Desmidiales, Closteriaceae.